AUGACCCCAAACGACGACGUUCACUCUACUAAAUCAUUCUUCAUUGACUGUAAUAACGGAGCCGGCGCUUCAUUUGACCACGUGGCAUUAGACGGCGUUACAGUGUCAGAUAUUCUCGACCCGAUUUAUAUCUCGAACGACGUCGUUUACUCUUUCUUUCCAUUAAACGAUGUUCAGAAUUACCAAGGAGUUUCGAAGCCGUUAGUUGCCGUUAAAGUAACGGAAUUAGUUGACGGCGUUUUCAUCGGUUUAAGUAUGAAUCACUCCGUUGCUGACGGUACUGUAUUUUGGCUUUUCUUCAACACUUGGUCUAAAAUCUCUAACGACAACGAGAACGACGUCGUUUUAGCCAACACUCCUCAUCUCGUUUUCGACCGCGAACAGUUUUCUAACGCAUUAAAGCAAAGAAUGUUUAGUUUUUCCCAACAAAGCAUAGCCAAACUCAAAGCAAAAGCCAACGCUGAAAUGACCGAAUUACCCUUCCCAACAACAACCAAGAUUUCAUCCCUUCAAGCUGUUAUGGCUCACCUAUGGGUCUCCAUAACCCGAAACCGAAAUCUCAAACCCGAACAGGAAGUGAGCUACAGCAUCGUAAUGGGUCUGAGGCAAAGAAUGGAGCCACCAUUAGCAGAAGGGUAUUUUGGGAAUGCUGUAGUGUUUGGGAGAGUGGAGACCACAGCUGGAAAGCUGGUUGAGAGGAAUGGAUUGGGCUGGGCCGCAUUGCAGAUGAACAUUAUGAUUGGGUCCUACACAACGGAGAAAGUAAAUGAGUACUUAAGGAGUUGGGCCGAAAGCCCAAAGUUGGCCACAUUCACUGCAGAGCCCGGGUUUGGAUUAAUGACUGGUAGUUCACCAAGGUUUAAUGUUUAUGGGAAUGAUUUUGGUUGGGGAAAACCAGUGUGUGUAAGAAGUGGUAAAGCAACUAAGUAUGAUGGGAAGUUGACUGUCUUUCCAGGGGUUGACCAUGGGAGCGUUGACUUUGAGGUUUGUCUUCGAGCUGAGACACUUGAGUCCAUGGCUUACGAUCAAGAGUUCUUGGACACUUUAUCUAUGUGA
Cannabis sativa is the source of this 1056-nucleotide messenger RNA. RefSeq lists its product as uncharacterized. The transcript is spliced from 2 exons. The record is from RefSeq and is a predicted model, not a curated record. Bases 1 to 1056 code for a protein of 351 amino acids. NCBI's taxonomy places the organism in Eukaryota, Viridiplantae, Streptophyta, Magnoliopsida, Rosales, Cannabaceae.